AUGUGUGCUUGCGUGUCUGUCAUCAAUAGCGAACCUCACAGCAACGGUUACGGAACACCCCUAGCAGCUCCUAUCAGUAACUAUGGACCUCCUGGAGAAGGGGGAUAUAGUGGCCAUAACGGUCAUGACUAUAAUGGCGAGCCCAAAUCGUACGAAUUCGGAUACCAAGUGAAAGAUGACUACACUGGGACUCACUACGACAGGAAAGAGUCCAGUGAUGGCAAUCAAGUAAGAGGUGAAUAUAGAGUCGCGUUGCCUGACGGUCGUACCCAAAUUGUUACGUAUUGGGCGGAUUGGCAAAGUGGAUUCCAUGCGGAUGUCAAAUACGAAGGCAAAGCCCAGUAUCCAGAGCAAUAUAACAAAGGAGGAUACAACAACAACAAUGGAGGAUACAAUGAGGGAUAUAGCAAUGGAGGAUAUAGCAAUGGUGUAUCCAAUGAAUACGGUGCCCCUGGAUUUGGUGGUGGUUACAGUGCCAGUGCCUCCUCCCAUUCCAUUGCAAUAAACAAUUUGGCUAGUGACAACUCUGAUUACACCUACAACAACGCCAACUCCUACAACAACGGUUACAGCAGUAAGUCGCAAACAAGCAACGGGUAUGGCUCCAUCUAGGGCAUUAAAAAACAACUACAAAUUUGGCUCAAUGUCAUUCAACUUGUCCACGU
Messenger RNA from Anoplophora glabripennis (Asian longhorned beetle), 665 nucleotides. RefSeq names its product pro-resilin-like. Lineage: Eukaryota; Metazoa; Arthropoda; Insecta; Coleoptera; Cerambycidae. The record is from RefSeq and is a predicted model, not a curated record. Bases 1 to 612 code for a protein of 203 amino acids. The transcript has 3 exons. Gene Ontology annotation, cellular component: extracellular matrix.